CGAUGCAAAAUUGACAAAUCAUUAUGGCCCCCAGUUCAUCUCCUUCCCUAUUAUUGCGCCUCCCCUCAUUGACUACUCUUGUGCCCUCCACAAUAUCUUCAUCCAAAUUUGCUUAACCCAUCCUUCACAAUUUCCAUUAUUGAGUGACAAAUGGAUCCAUCCAAGUUUCUAAUUCUGUCGAUCCUCACCCUCCUCGCUCAUAAUUGCUCAUGCCAAAGCGUUCCGAGCCACAACGAAGAAGGCCGUAGAGUUGUGAGUGUGGAUGAUUACUUCGCCAAAGGCGAUGGAGCUACCGAUGAUAGCAAGGCAUUUAAAAGAGCCUGGAAAGAGACCUGCUCGUCUUCAGUAUCAGCUGUGCUUGUGGUGCCCAAGAGAAGGAGAUAUUUGCUUGAGCAACUCAACUUCACCGGCCCUUGCAAGUCUCCUGUCACAUUUCUGAUUAAGGGAACCCUCGAUGCUCCUUUGAAUCGAUCCGUAUGGAACGAUAAGAAUCGAAGGCUAUGGAUCGUAUUUGAUAGCGUGAGGAACCUUGUCGUCAAAGGAGGAGGCACCAUCAACGGCAACGGGCAUAUUUGGUGGCAAAACUCUUGCAAGAGAAAUAAAACUCUGCCCUGCAUCGGCGCUCCAACGGCAUUGACCUUUGUUUCAUGCAAUUACUUGAGGGUGAAGAACCUAAGAAUAAAAGAUAGCCAACAAUUUCAUGUAGUAGUAAAAGACAGUAGGGAAGUCAAACUCUCAAAGCUCUUCAUCCAUGCACCAGAAAAGAGUCCAAACACAGACGGGAUUCAUUUGGAUCAUGCCAGUAAUGUUGUCAUAAGAAACUGCGAAAUCAGGACAGGUGAUGACUGUAUUUCUAUAUGGACUGGAUCCAAGAACGUCAGAGUUCAUAAGAUAGUUUGUGGGCCUGGUCAUGGGAUAAGUAUCGGGAGUUUAGGGAAAAAUAACACGAAGAAUCAUGUCAUGAAUGUGAAGGUGGAUGGAGCUAUUCUGAAUGGUACAACAAAUGGAGUUAGGAUCAAGACUUGGCAGGGAGGUCGAGGCUACGCAAAACAUAUCACCUUCAAGAAUAUUGCAAUGCACAGUGUCAAAAAUCCUAUACUCAUAGAUCAAUUUUACUGUGACUCCAAGGAUCCAUGCCAUGAACAACAUGAUGCUGUGGGGAUUAAGCAAGUGGUGUACAAGAAUAUAGUGGGAACGAGUGCUUCAAAAGUGUCCUUGAAAUUCAACUGCAGCAAGAGUCUUCCGUGUCGAGGGAUAAAAUUGCAGGAUAUCAAUUUAGUAGGAGAAGAUGGGAUGAGAACACAUAGUUCGUGCAGUAGUGUUCAUUUGACUAAAAAAGGGUUUGUUUUCCCAACCCCUUGUGUUUUUGGAAAGAAUAAAACUCUUGUCACAAGAAAGAGUGAGAACUGGUAGCUGAAGAUGUCCAUAGACUGCAAGAAAUUAAUUCAUGUUUCGUUCAACGUUAUUAAACUUGUUUGAGUUGGAGGUUAUAAUAAUACUGAAAGCAUACUUCGGUGAACAAGCUCGUUUCAGAGUGUAUUAUCUGAAUGUAGCAACAAACAUGUAUAUCUAGUAGUAGCAGGCGAAAAUGUCUGAUCUUACAUCCUAAAACGAAGGAUGGUAACUGAUGAAUCUUGAUUAUUGUAAUUUGAAACAUUGAAAGGAUUGGAGUAGUCUGAAAAGGCUACUUUAAACUUCAAACACGAAAAGGAAGCGGUAAACACAAGCAAAUUUUCUUCGUUUGCAAUAUAUCCGUUCGCUAAGCAUUAAAGAUAAAAUUAGUCUAGAUUCUAGCACACAGCUGCACUUGUUAAACAGAAUAAAUAGAUUUACAAAGAAUUAAACUUUACUAGGUUUUGAUUAUAGCAGGGCAUACCACGAAUGCUCCAUACUUUAAACUAAAGCUGAACCUUACACGUCGCAGAACUACAGCAUCAUGUUAAUUACACAAACAUCAGUCAUGUAAAUGCAAAAAAUAUGUAAGCUAUUUUUUUUCCUGGCAAUAUGAACCUAUGCCCAAAUGUUGAAAUUUUAACUCAAAACUGCCCUUUAGAUAGAUUCCAUACGCACUGAACUGACUCAAUCAAAUAUUGGAAACUUAUCUUGACAACCUUGCAUUGCCAGCAUAAGAAUGAAAAAUGAGGGGCUAAACACCUUUUGACAUUUGUUUCGACGCGUUAUAAGUACAAAAGGCUUCAGCCUGAGUUUUGACGUUUUAGCUCUCACUAACACGACAUGAAAUAUUACGGUUGUCAUAUAAAAGAAGCAGACAUAUUGGGUCAUCAAUUUGGCUCUAUCCUACAGUACACAAGCAUGGAUACAGGAUAAGAAUACGUGGUUAUGUAGCAAUAUUUUCUCCAUUUGAUACUGAACUAAUAGGGAUACAUGAUACGAUACUCGCGAACAGAUGUGACCCCAGCACAGUAUACAUACAUACGCACAUACAUACACAUACACUUACCUAUAUGCAUACAUACAUACAUAUCUAUGUAUGUACUUAGGUACGCCCUUGGUCUGUAUGAUGGUAAGUCUCUCUUAUUAUCCAUGAAUCCGGGAUUGGUAAUUAUAAACUGAGUUCUAAGUGGAGAAUAUAGUUGCUAAUUUACAUUAAAAAGAUGGAGAUGCAUGCUAGUUCUAAUGCAGAAAUUAGUUAUCUUAAGUUUCAUAAGAAAAAUAAGAGACAGGAAAAAUUAGAAAGGAGAAAGAGGACACAUUGUACUACAGAAAAUCUAGUGGAUCAUUCAAACAAAACUAAUCUAGAAUCUAGCAAACUUGUGGGUAAAUCUACAGCAUUACGAAAGUGAAAAAAGCAAAGAAGUUUCACAAGAAGCUAGAAUCACAAAACUACAAACUCUACCAAAUACUCUAUGUAAUAAAACAAUUAGUAGUACCCCCUCAAAACAUAUUACCACCCUCUCAUUAGACAACCACA
Molecule: messenger RNA, 2932 nt
Organism: Asparagus officinalis (garden asparagus)
Lineage: Eukaryota; Viridiplantae; Streptophyta; Magnoliopsida; Asparagales; Asparagaceae
Product: polygalacturonase-like
Exons: 9
Coding region: 151-1413 (420 amino acids)
Biological process (GO): anther dehiscence; pectin catabolic process; fruit dehiscence
Molecular function (GO): polygalacturonase activity
Source: RefSeq, a predicted model, not a curated record